AUGACAGGGACACGCAUGAAAUCAAAAACUCUAGCCAGGGCGGGGGGGUCAAAAUCUGUCACCCUGGAACGAACCGGCGAGGAGGGAAAUCUACGUAUGUCUCUACAAGUACAUGCUGACCCUCAGGGCUACCGAACUCGUGUGGGCUACUAUGCGGACCUUUUCCUCAAACUAGCCGGGCCAAUUCAAGAGGGGGAUUACAGUCGAGAAGAACGUCACAUUGGUUUUAUUUCAAGUUGGCGCCUCUCCAAAGAGCCAAAUCAGUAUGGACACGAGAAUUACCAACCAUGGGUCACGGAAUGGUUGCGUAGCGAGUUGGGAGAUAAGGACGAUGACUCAAGGCCUUUCAAGGAGACGCUGAGGCUAUUAUAUGAUGAUACUGGUAGGAUACGGGGGAAUAUCAAUGAUGAAUUGAUACGUUCUGCCUUGGACGAGACUGGAAACGAGCUCGUAUUUGUUGAAAUGCUGUGGAUCAAGUACAAAGACGACACUACUGGAAUGCAGUACUCCCGCCAACGUAUUGCACCUCACGCUCUAGAACUAUUUUACUCACUUCUAAACAAUGGCACUCUACCAGCGUGGUAUACAAUCAAUCUGCCCAUUACGUUUAUUGCGAGGGCCGGCAUGCCUUCGGACGACGGCCUGUCAGAGAUGUGGCUCAACGAACAUCCCAGGAAUUCGGGUCAGACCGAGAAAGAUUACCGUGCUAGGAUCUCAGACCACAUAGAGGCUUUCCUCCAAAUUGUACAGCGUUAUGGAUACAGGAAGAUCAGCAAUGACCACCGUGUAGUGGUGCUGACGGUUUCUCUCCCCCAACGACUCCGGGUAGUCAACUCGACGCUUGAGGAUGAGACCGCCCGACCCCAACUGGGCCCGAAACAGAUCAAACCACAGGCUGUAUUGUCGAGUAUACGAUGA
This is a messenger RNA of Diaporthe batatas, 918 nucleotides long. RefSeq lists its product as uncharacterized. The transcript is spliced from 2 exons. NCBI's taxonomy places the organism in Eukaryota, Fungi, Ascomycota, Sordariomycetes, Diaporthales, Diaporthaceae. The record is from RefSeq and is a predicted model, not a curated record. The coding region runs from base 1 to 918 and encodes 305 amino acids.